UGACGGAUUUAAACGUCACGUCAUUAAGUAACGUGAGGCCACAGCAAGAUGGCGGCCCCCUUCAGGGUAGUUGCUAGCACGUUAUUGUGCGGUCCUUGUCGUUUACUUCAUGCAAGACUGAGAAGCCGAAUUGUUGUGUCGAGUCCAAGUUGUGCAAUUUCACUCCAGCGUACCUAUAGCGAUGGUUCCGAGGACAAAAGUACGCAUUUUGGGUUCGAGACAGUUCCCGAAGGACAGAAAGCGGAGAGAGUAUACAAAGUUUUCGAGAGCGUGGCUCAGAAAUAUGACGUAAUGAACGACGCCAUGAGCUUGGGGAUCCACCGACUAUGGAAGGACUCCCUUUUGCACAUCAUGAACCCCCAGCCGGGAGCUUGCUUGCUGGACACUGCUGGGGGUACAGGUGACAUCUCCUUCCGUUUCCUGGACUACGUGCGCUCCCAGCGUGGCCGGCAGGACCGGCACGCGGCGCGGUCCAAUCAGACGCUCUCCUGGCAGCAGAUCACUGACAGCUACGCGUCCGCCGAGCCGGGACAGGGGGAGUCGAGGGCGGUGGUGUGCGACAUCAACAAGGAGAUGCUGAAAGUGGGGAAACAGAAAGCGGAGGAGCUGGGCUACGGCACAGAUUUGUCCUGGGUUGUGGGGGACGCAGAGGAACUGCCUUUUGAUGACGACCUAUUUGACGUGUACACCAUAGCUUUCGGGAUCCGCAACGUCACUCACAUCGAACAGGCUCUGCAGGAAGCCCAUCGGGUCCUUAAGCCGGGCGGCAGGUUCAUGUGUCUGGAGUUCAGCAGAGUUUCGAACCCCCUGCUGUCCAGUCUCUACGAUGCCUACAGCUUCCAGGUGAUCCCGGUGCUCGGCGAGGUCAUCGCGGGAGACUGGAAGUCCUACCAGUACCUGGUGGAGAGCAUCCGGCGCUUUCCAGACCAGGAAACAUUCAAAGGAAUGAUUGAGGAUGCUGGAUUCUUCCGGGUCCAGUACUUUAACCUAACAGGUGGAGUGGUGGCCAUCCACUCUGGCUUCAAACUCUGAACGGUGCCCCCACAAACCCCCACCCCCUUUCCUACAAUCCGUUGGCAGAAUGAGGAUCAGCUGACAAGGCCUACCUGUAGCCUGGGAACAGACUGUCUCCGCCCUCAGAGGGGAGGAGCGCCAACCCACCAAUCGUGUGACAGAGUAGAAUUUCCUGGGGAACCUGUAGUGGCCCACGAAGAAGAAAAGUGCGGGAACUACGAAGUUCAGCCAGGAGCAUGCACUUUCGUUCUGUAGUAACGUGUGGGAUUUUGGUGCUCAAUAAAAAUAUUUAACUGUUGUUCUGAAAGGUCAGGGCUGCGCAGACAGGUCUGGUGUGUUUUGGGAGCUCGCUAGAGUUCCUUCUCUUUACUGUAUAACAUUUAUUUCAGCUGAUGCUGUAGCAUAAAGUUAUAAGAUAAAGCCACAGGGUGAACAUUCAUCCCUGACGGAAAUGUAUCGCUGUACUCUCACGUGAGCGUGAACCAGCACUGGUUUUGGCAGGCUACACAUUCAGAAAUGAAGCCAGAAUAAUUGGUUGGCAUAAAAACACACUGGCCCUUCAGGACUGGAGUCACGAUGGAGGUUAUUGAGAAUCCUUUUUUCUUUGUGUGUAUGAAAUACACUGGAGGACAAAAAUAAAUACAAAAAAAAGUAUUUGUCGAUUUAUAUUAAUCUAGUGCAGUGGCAACCAACCGUGUUCCUUGAGAUCUUCCAUCCUGUAGGCUUUCAU
Anguilla rostrata (American eel) is the source of this 1744-nucleotide messenger RNA. It is a transcript of the gene coq5, whose product is annotated as coenzyme Q5, methyltransferase. The transcript has 7 exons. Gene Ontology annotation, molecular function: methyltransferase activity. The record is from RefSeq and is a predicted model, not a curated record. Bases 49 to 1032 code for a protein of 327 amino acids. Gene Ontology annotation, biological process: ubiquinone biosynthetic process. Lineage: Eukaryota; Metazoa; Chordata; Actinopteri; Anguilliformes; Anguillidae.